Molecule: messenger RNA, 5996 nt
Organism: Columba livia (rock pigeon)
Lineage: Eukaryota; Metazoa; Chordata; Aves; Columbiformes; Columbidae
Gene: KCTD21
Product: potassium channel tetramerization domain containing 21
Exons: 2
Coding region: 171-953 (260 amino acids)
Biological process (GO): ubiquitin-dependent protein catabolic process; protein homooligomerization
Molecular function (GO): histone deacetylase binding; cullin family protein binding
Source: RefSeq, a predicted model, not a curated record
CCGAGGGUGAACAGCGAACUACAACUCCCAGCUCGGCCGGGUCCGGCCGAACCGCCCCCCCCGGUUCCUCCUCCCGCCGCCGCCUCCGCCUCCCGCGGUGCCCGGAGAGCGACGGGGCCCGGCGGCUGGAGGGGGCGCAGAAUUAGUCUCAGCAUCGUGGCUUUUCCACCAUGUCAGAGCCCAUCACACUCAACGUUGGAGGAAAACUCUACACCACCUCUCUGUCCACCCUGACUAGCUUUCCCGACUCCAUGCUGGGGGCCAUGUUCAGUGGGAAGAUCCCAACCAAGAAGGACAGCCAAGGCAACUGCUUUAUCGACAGAGAUGGCAAAAUCUUCCGCUAUAUCCUGAACUUCUUACGAACUUCUCACUUGGACCUCCCUGAAGACUUUCAGGAAAUGGGUUUGCUUCGACGGGAGGUAGAUUUUUAUCAAAUUCAGCCACUGAUCGAGGCCUUGCAGGAGAAGGAGGUGGAGCUCUCCAAAGCGGAGAAGAAUGCCAUGCUCAACAUCACCCUUGAUCAGAAGACCCAGACUGUUCACUUUACUGUCCGAGAAGCACCCCAGAUCUACAGCCUGUCUUCCUCCAACAUGGAAGUGUUCAGCGCUCAUAUCUUCUCUACGUCAUGCCUGUUCCUGAAGCUUCUUGGUUCCAAACUUUACUAUUGCUUCAAUGGAAACCUCUCUUCAAUAUCCAGCUACCUGCAGGACGCCAACCAUUUGACCUUGGAUUGGGUUGCAAGUGUGGAUGGUCUUCCUGAAGAGGAGUACACCAGGCAGAACUUAAAGAGACUCUGGGUGGUGCCAGAUAAUAAGCAAAUCAAUAGUUUCCAGGUGUUUGUGGAAGAAGUGCUGAAAAUAGCCAUGAGUGAUGGUUUCUGCAUAGAUUCUGCUCAUCCACAUACUUCAGAUUUCAUGAAUAAUAAGAUUAUUCGCCUAAUUCGGUACAAGUAGGAAUGGCUGUUAUUAUGGUGCCAGCACAGAGAUAACACAGGUUAAGUGUUACCCUUUAAAACACACUUACAGCCUAAUUCAGAAUCAUGCGUAUCUGGAUUAAAAGUCACUAACAGGGAGAUGAUUUUCCUUUAAUGUAUUUACCAACACGACCUUUCAGAAUAUGUCCAUAUUCUAGACAGAAGGAAUAUUGUCAAGCGCCUGAAUUAAGGAUCGGUUCUGUCUCUGCCUCCACCUCUGACCUGCUGUACAAUUGUGGGGAAAAAUCACUUCUGUUCUUCUUACACUUUCCAGAUGAAAAACGGGUGUGAUCCUUCACCUAUAUUGAAACAGUGAUGUGAGGGUUGAGAAAUCAAGGUUCAGAAGGCUUUCUGGAGAUCAGAUGCUGUGGAAGAUGCCACGAAGCUGCAGCACAGCCCAGGGGACACAUUUUCCAUGUCUUGCCAUCUCACCUGUGCAAAGUAUCCAAGAAGCUUGGUUGGACCCACAGAGAAACAUCACCAUGUGCACACACCCGUUGGAACUGUAAAGAAUGGUGCAAAGUGCAAAUGAAUAAUGAUUCCUGUCAGUUUGGGUUCAACAAAGGAUUUUUGUCACCAUCUGAAGCUGGUUUGGUUUUGUUUUUCUGAAGCCUUUGAAGAAGCCCCUGCUCUGUUCUGCUUUCAGGAAAGCUGUGUUGGAAUGAUGUGAUCAGCACAGGGAACAACCAAGGAAGCCAUAGCAGAGAGAACGUUGUUCUUACAAACUGAGAAGAUUGUGGCUGCUGGAGAAACUUUGCUUUGGAUGCUCUUAAACCUUUACUUUCAUAUUCCAAAGGCAUCCAAAAUGACUAGACCUUUUCUUUCUCUUACAAUGUCAUACUUCUCUGGAGGACGCUCCUGAAGACACUUCCUGAGGUGAAGACAUUAAGAGGGCAGAGGUACCCAAAUAUCCUGCAAUAUUUGAGCCUCUUCUGCCUAGAUACGACCUUCUUUUGGGUAUGUCUCCCUCCAGCAGUGCCUGGAGUGCAUGGGAUGCUCUCUGGGUAGGAUGGAUUCCAUCUGAAAAGACAACUUUCCCAUCAGGUUACACUUGGUAUUUUUAAUUACAGAACCAGAGAGUAACUUUUUCUGUCCCAGUACAUUGAGCUGGGGUUUUUUUACAUCAUUGCAAAAUGGUCAGAUCACUGAGGUAGCAUUUUGCCUGCUUGCUUGGCUUUGGUGUCAUUUUCGGAGGUGAGACACCGGGAAAUCGGAGGUGAUGACAAUAGUUGUGCUCUUUCCUACACGCCUCGUCUGUUCUAUAACGAAAAUCAUCAUCUAUUAGCUGCAUAUUAGCUCUAAACAGCAUUUGUGUUACAUUCCUGGUGGUUCCUUCUCAGCUAAUUAUAUUUAAAUGUAUCUUAGCUCUCUUUCCCUAACCAGAUUGCUACAUGUGCAUGAGAGACACUCUAGAACCUAUUCUCCCUAAUGAGAUACAAGGGAAAAUGCAAAAAACACGUUUUGCAUUUAGGAUUUUAGCACUUCCAGAAGUUCUUAGCACAGGGCUGCAAAGCUCAGUAUCACUCGUGUUCUUGUUUCCCAGAGCAACUAGGCCGUCGUUAAUUAAGCUGACCUGCAAACAAGCAUAAAGAAGUGGUUUAUUACUCUUGGAAAACACAGUGAGAUAAAUAUAUUUCUACUGUCCCAAGCUGUAACUGCAUGAACAACACAAACCAGCACGCUGACGAUGAAAAUGCACAUUCUGCAGCUGUUGGCAGCCUGUUACAAACCACUUCCCCUAUCCGACUUGGUGCUAAACCACCAUGAUAUACAUGGGACCAUGUUGUUAGGAGGCACUGACUGGGCUUCAAGCCCUCAGAGCCUUUAAACCUGGCAAGUUUUGUGAAUUUUGAAGAUUGUGAAUGGGAUUUUGUGGCUAAAUUCCAACCUGAGUCGCCACGUUCUUGUAAUUUUAGUUGCGUUAGGAAGAACUCUCUUUAUUGGUUUUUUCCCUAUCCCUAUCCUGAAUUAUAAAGCAGGAGUGAUCUGCUCCGGGGGGUCGCUGGAUGCCACUGAGAAAAAAAAGCAAUUCCUGUGUGGAUCUUAUUUCUGACAUGAGUUUUCCACUCGAUUGGAUGUUCACAGUGAUGCUCUAUGCACGUAAUAUGAUUAUGACCUGUAAAAUACCAUGCAUGAACCCUCUUUCAUCAAAUCUAUGCCUUGGAAACAGGUAUGCCUUUGCUGAAUUUGUGCUAAUGGAGCUUUCGGGGGCUGUUGGCAGUGUUUCUUGUUAGCCCACGCUCUUAAGAGUAGAUUUUAAAUGAUGUAUAACAGGAGUUCUUGUAUGUCAGGGCUAAAAUAAUAUUUAUCUGGAGUAAUUUGUUUCGUGUCAGCUUGAGUUCAUUCAAAGAUAAGAACAGUGGGCUCAAAUCUCCUUUGGAAGGAGGUAGAAGUCUGAUCUAUACCUUUUAGAGCUCCGGAUCGAUACUGCUCUGUUCUGUUACAGCAAAAUAAAAAUAUUCCAUAGGAGACUUGAAUCAUUGCUGCAUUUUCUGGCGAAAGGCAAUUAAGAGGAGUCCAUAAAAGCACUAUGCAUAGCUUAAUCUAGAGCAUUACCUUUGGACUAAACUAAAAGCAGUUAUGCAGUUUCUUAGAAGUCUAAACAAGAAAUGCAGAGCACCCCAACCUGGCCUGGAUGGUAACUGGGGUAAUUCUGCUGACAUGGAUAUAGGGGUUUCAAUCCCCAGAGACUAAGGAAAGAACUAAACCCAGGUCUUCUCCUGGAUGGCUUUAACCCAUUAGUCUAUUAUGCAAAAGAAAGACCACUUGAAUACACAUUUAUCUGUGCUCAGGUAACUAAAUCAGUCAAAGGUGUGGCUGGCCACAAAUCUCUGGCAUUAAUUAAUAUGCAGAGAGAUGCAAAAUUUCCAACAAGUAUAGAGACAUAAGUGAAGACAGGCAUUGAGAGGAAUAGAAAAACUGGAGAUACCUCUGAAUUGCUAAGCAGAAUAAACACCUUUAAGCGUGAGGUACUAUUUAUAAUGCCAGAGUCAUUCUGCCUGCGAACCGAGGAUGUGAAAUAAGCAGUAAGUGAAUCACUUGCCAUCGCAAACAUAUGUUAUACAAACACGGUUGCUAUUUCAGACUGCACAUUGAGCUAAAUUUACAACUGCUCCUUAAUUUUGCUGUCUGUGAGUUGUGUUAUAAUGGCUGUUUAUAGGAAUGUUCUCUCUGCAAAACAUUUGUUCCCUUUUUAUCUAGAUAGCUGGCUUUUGUUUACCUUCUUUUCCUAAGCCCUGGAGGUGUCACUUGCUUUUGUUCACCAGUCAACAGCACCGCUGAUUCUUCUUCUCAAGAGUUUGCCUGAAUUAAAGACUAGUGAACAUGCACAUUAAUUACAGCGCAACCCCAUUGAAAAGCACUUGGCACUUAUUACCACUUAUUUCACUGUUGAGAGGAAUAUUCACUCUCAGAACAAACUGAUUUUUUUUCCUGUAAGGGCCUGAGAACAAGGAAAGGAGAUUUUUUACCUUAAAGUUUGAAUGAUAUUUUCUUCCACGUGUCGGUGCAAAACUCCUGUUCUGGUUCUGCCAUGUCACCGUCUCCCUCAACAUCUUCAUCUACAAAAUGAGGCCAAGUCCUGCACUUUACUUUUUUAAUGGCUUGAACACUGAGAGAGCCGCUGAAUAGAGCGAUCAAUAGUGUUAGAGCAAAAAAAAAACCCAUAAAUAAGUUAUUAGCUGCAGUGUAAUGGCAUUUUCAGAUAUGGGCAUAGCACAGUGGGAUUUCUUAUAUGAUAAAAGUGUGAUUAUGAAGCAUCUUAGUGGAGUCCAGAAAGAAUCACUUAUGGAUAUCUCUAUGUGCUUUCUAGGCUUGAUAGCUCUUAAAUAUCUAACAAUAUCCAGUUAUAAUGCAGGGACUAAAAUGGUACAUAAAUACUAAGAUAUCUUUAGUUCAUGCAGCUAUUUUUGAAGGUUGUUAGGAGUCAGUGAGAGGAGUAUUUGUUGCUGCAAGUAAUGGUAGGGAAAUCAAAUAAACAGGUGUAAAAAUUAUACCUGGAAGAAUUCAGAAGGGAGAGAAUAAAGAAUGUUGACGUGUUCAGGAAAAAACCCAGCGAGAUAACAACAGAGACAAAAGAUUUUGCUACGGAAGGAGCCUGCGCUUGGAAUGACUCACUGGUCCCUUUCCAGUUUUAAUCUCCUAUUAUGCAACUUAAAUAUUGGUCAUGCCAAAAGCUACAUUAGUAACUUGUCAGGAGGAGAUAGCUUUGCGGAAUAAACCAGGACAACCUGCAAUCAAUCAGAUUCAUUCCCAUUCCAGGAAAGGCUGGUGGGGUCCACAUAUAAGGUUGAUGGGAGUGAUAAACGUUGCCUUCAGCUAUACACUGCAGAAAAUAUAUCUAGGCUGAUACUCGUAGAUAAGUGGAGAAGUUAUGAAAAAGAUCCUUUGAGGAGUUUCAUUUUCACCCCAUCCCUUUGAAUUUGGUAUCGGUGCUCAGAAUGUCAAUAUGUUUUGAAAUAUUUAACCACUGUUCUGUAAUGACUCCCAUAUCCACGCACUGAUGGGCACAAAUGUGCGGGGUACGAGUGGUGCUAAUGUGUGGCCCUCCCAGUAAAAGUCUUGUAUGUGCAUUAGUAGAGCCAGUUGUAUAGAUAUUCUGUGCGAGAAGGGCUGGAUUGAACAUAAAUAUGCAGAUCAUUCUCUCAGAUUCACUUGGGACCAACAUGAGGAACGUUUUCCCUAUGAAUCCAGAAAAAAAGGAGCUUUAGGGGAGGGCUGUAUGGAAUAAUUCCUUUUCUCUUCCUCUUUUUGCCACUCCCCCUUCUGUUUUCUUGCUCCUACUCCUAACCGUGGGAUUCUCCCGUUGAUCAGAAUUUAAUCCCAAAUUCACUAAAAUCCAUGUUUUUGAAUGUAUACUAUUUGUCAAGUGUCAAAGGAUGGUUUUGAUUUCUUACCACUUUCAUAGAAAGCCUGUAGGGCUAUCGUAUUUAAAAACCUGGUUGCAUUUCUCCGCCUGUAACUCUUUUGUGAACUUACCACUGUGCAUUUUAGAAAACAGUAAAUAAAAUGUGAAUGAAGCAAA